AUGGAUCCAAAAGCUGUAAGACCUGAUCGCGAUUUAACCGGUAAACAAAAAGUACCUCGAUUACGAAAACGUCAAAUCGAUGAGGAGUUGCUCAAUCACAUGAUACGUUUGCAAGGUGACGAUUGGUCUCGGAAGUUGCCUGUAGAAGCGAGAAUCCUUUUGAUGCAAUUGAUGAAUAUCGAGGCUAAAGUGGUUCGAGGUGACACGGCAUCUACGGUCAGCGAGAAUAUCUCGUCGAAGAAUGUCUCGUUAAGAGAGCUCUUUGAACAGAAACCAAUUCUUGACGGCAGGCGGACAGAAAUGCGUUAUGAACCGUAUCGAAUGGCACGAAUUGAUGAACUACCUCUGAUUGCACAUCGACGUGCUAUAGCUGCUGUGGAUUGGGUUGAUUCGUUAACUGAAAUUGCUGAUCUCACCGGUACUGAAGAUAAGGUUGCAUUGGUGAAGUCGUGUUAUUCUCCAUUAACAAUCUUCAAUUUUUCCGCGCGAACGGCACAGAACACAAAAAAUCCAGAUAUACUUUGUCUAUGUAGUUUUUCGUAUGUUCCGAGGAAAUUACCUCCUGAAUUCAAUCAAACCAAUCAACUCUCCGAUAACCUCAUUGAUCGUACACUCAACGAAUUGGUUGCACCAUUAAGGAAGUUAAACUUGAAAGAGGAGGAAGUUGUUCCGCUCAAAGCGAUCAUUAUAUUGAAUCCAAAUGCAAAAGGUCUUUCACCGAACGCAAAACAAGUAGUCUCCGAACUGCGCGAUCGUGUCCAAGACAUGCUCUUUCAAGUUGUCAAAGAACUGCAUCCCGUUUAUAACGCAUCAUCACGAUUUGGCAAUCUUCUUCUCCUAUUGCCCACUAUUAUGACACUAUCGGGAAUUAUGUGUGAAAAUCUACAGUUUGUUCAAGCGUUUGGUGGACGACAUACUGGCGAUCAUUUGCUGGGCGAAAUGUUCGGUGAUGUUUGCGCUAAGCUCGAAGAACCUGUCACAUCUUCUUCGUCACCACCAACGUUCGAGAAUCCUGCCGAAAUAUCUCUACAGUCGAUAAGCCCGCCAGUAUCACAACCUCGUAUCUCAUCGUCGAUUCGAUCACGUCUUUCGAAGAAUCGUAAAUCCGAUUGCGCCACACAAACGGAUUGUGACGAUACACUUUGUCCGAAUCUAUCGUAUAGCAGCUUCAAUAAAUCGCUCACUUCACCAAGCCAUGUUCGUCAUUCCUGUUCAAAUUCACAGAAAUUACCGCAUGACAACUCCAUGUUUCAUUAA
Messenger RNA from Anisakis simplex (herring worm), 1257 nucleotides. The record is from the annotation of a GenBank genome assembly. NCBI's taxonomy places the organism in Eukaryota, Metazoa, Nematoda, Chromadorea, Rhabditida, Anisakidae.